UAUGUUGAAGAGGGCGAGCUUUUACAACGAUACGGUAUUAGCAAAUGUGCUAUCCGGCUCCAUGACUUCAGUUGAAAAUGGUACAUUGGAUCGUUUAUAUUAUGUUCAUAUCCUCUCAAGAGAGACGCUAAUAAUACAAGCUAAUCAGCGUAAAGGUAAGUCAUUUAAGUCUUUACGGAAGAAGGACUUAUACACGUGUGCUGCACGAAUUCAGAUCGUGUUCUUUAAAGAGCCAUGCAAGAACACAUAAAAAGUCUUAGCAUUGAAGAACAGUACGACACGAAAAGUUAAAAGAAACUGC
This is a messenger RNA of Zychaea mexicana, 301 nucleotides long. RefSeq lists its product as uncharacterized. The transcript has a single exon. The annotation marks the transcript as partial. The record is from RefSeq and is a predicted model, not a curated record. NCBI's taxonomy places the organism in Eukaryota, Fungi, Mucoromycota, Mucoromycetes, Mucorales, Lichtheimiaceae.